Molecule: messenger RNA, 2227 nt
Organism: Echinops telfairi (small Madagascar hedgehog)
Lineage: Eukaryota; Metazoa; Chordata; Mammalia; Afrosoricida; Tenrecidae
Product: coiled-coil domain-containing protein 162-like
Exons: 16
Coding region: 30-2207 (725 amino acids)
Source: RefSeq, a predicted model, not a curated record
CUCUGGAAGAUGGAGGACCAUUUCCAGUUAUGAGUGGCCUCCCAGAUCCCCUAGAAGAUAAUAUGCAGCUGUGCUUGUGUGAGCUGAGUGACCACGACCGAAAAGUGGCUCAUGGAGAGCUAGCGGGCAUGCACCUGCUAAUGGACGAUGUAAUUCUGAGCAGCUAUCAUGUGAUCAUGGAGGGUGUCCCUGGGAAGCAAGCCACAUUGGACCCAAAUACACAGCCAGAGUUGUCCAGCAUGCCUGAGUUCAGAAGUCGGUUCCUCGGCAGUAGAAAGACCUCCGAGCUGUGGGACGGUUCGUGUGACCCUGUGACGGUGCUGGCACUGCUGAAGUCGUUCCUGAUACUGUGGAAGCAGCUGGAGGCCCUGAAGGAGCACUGGGGCCGCCUCAAGCUGCGAGGCCAGGACAUCCACACGGCGUCUCUCCACAAACAGUUCUCGGAGCUCUAUGGAACAGACAUCCUCUACCCCAGCAUGAAAGCUAUAGCCAGGCAGAUGGGAAAAGAAGAUGAAUUUGAAGGCUUGAUAAUAAAGAAUCAGUCUAUUCUACCCCCCAAAGGAGCUUCAGAAAUUGAAAUAAAAACUCAGCAGCUUCAGAAACUUCUAGAAAGCCUUGAACUUCACAUGAUCCAAGAAGUCAUAAGGAAAGUUAGCCAAGAGAUGACACUGGUAAAAGCAGAAAAGUCAAAGGAGGAUUAUCUUCUCCCCACAGAACUUUGGAGACACCAAGCCAUGAAGGAAGACUUCUCAGUUGCAAGACCACAAGUAGUUGAGAACUUUAUACAGAGACUAAUGGAGACUUACCAGGAUGGCGAAUUCGAGAUCACGUUCAGGAAGGACCAUCUGGAGGCCUGCCUCCUUUCCUUGGGCUGUGAUGUGAUGGCCAGGGAGCGCAGCACCUUCGAGACCUACUCCAUGUGUUAUGAGCAGGUGCUGCAGCACACGAGGCAGAGGCUCGGCCAGAAGGAGCAAGAGUUAGAUGCGCUGCAAAGAGGUCAGAGGCCCCCGGAAGAAGAUGCCAGUCAGGUGACCGAGCUCAGCCACAAUCUCAUCCUGGAAACCACUGCUCUGAGAGCCCGGCUCACCGAUCUGGAAGAGGAGAAUCUGCAUCUCAGAAAGCAGAUUAGGAAAGAAGUCCAAGAAGAAUAUGAAGCAUUAGUGCAAGCCAUGUUUGUGACCUGUUUACACAUAAAAGAGAAGCUGGACGAGAACCAGCGAAGUCUGGUCCAGAAAGUGUGUGAGCUCAUCGGGGAGGUGAGAAGAGAAGGGAUUGACAAUUUGAGGAACCUGAAGAAAAAAUGGGGCUCGGCCAGACCUGAAGAAGGCAUGCCAGAGAGCCCAGCCAAAAAGCAGCCAUGGGCCAUGGAGGAGGACAGCUGUGGGCCGGCUGCCGCCAUGGUGGGCAAAGCCAGGGUCCUGGGCCGCUGGAAGCUGGCUGUGCAGCAGACACGCUUCCGGGACCAGCUGAGCCGCGCAGAGAAGGAAGCCAUUCGAAGUCAAAAGGAGUGUCUGAGCACCAAGCUCAUGGCAGAGCGAGAAGUGGUCUUGUUGCGUCAACAGCUGCUGGCUCUCCGGCAGGCGCUGGCCCGGGCUCAGGAGGACAACGUGGGCUUGUGGAAGCGGCAGGAGAACCAGGCUCAACUGCUGAGGGAGUUAGAACACAGAGUGGCCCAGGAAGCGCUCAACCGGCAGCAGCUGGAGUUCAUGAGAACAUCCAGCAUGGAGAAGCUCUUGGGUCAUGUGGAACAAAAAGAACUGCAGCUGCAGCUCCUGACCCAAGAAGCUGAGCGGGCCUCUAAACUGGGCCAGAUUCAACAGAGAAAAACCCAGCGGGAACUCCAACAGAUGAGAAGCCGGCUGGCCCAGGAGCGCAGGGUGAAGCUGGACGCUUUCCAGCGAGUAGAAGAGCUAAAAGGUCAGCUGAGCGAUGCUGUCCAGAUGAGCCCCGCAGACGGGCGUGGGUGUCAAGCUCGCUUCUCCGUGAAUCCCAGCUGCACAUCAUCCGGGUAUUCCCAGCAACACUUGCUAAAGACUAGUUUUACAAGCAAUCAAAUCAGAGGAACUCAAAGACCAAAGACUGUACCUACUAAACAUAAAAAAAGGAUCGAUGAUGUUCUCCUACCCCACAUGGCAGAAAGUACCCAGCGUGCAGCUUUUCAAGUUCAAACUGCUCCAUCUAGAAUCCCAUUCAAAUCUGAUUGGUAAUCAUAUGUCCUUUGCCCAGG